AUGUAUCAAGCUUUGGAGAAAACGGGAGUCUGGCCAGUGAGCUGCUCCAGCACUUUGGCUGCCCGGGUGAGCCUGUCUCCACUUUCCCCAACACAGAUGUUCAGGCAGUUUGCGGAUACGCAACUCCUGCAUGAGGUUCUCCUUCUCACCCUUGUCUUGUUGCACCAUCUUGGAGGCGUGGAUUGCAGGAGAAAUGAGAAGAUAGCUGUUCACUGCACUGUAUGCAGGGCCAAAGCUGAGGAGAUCUUGGAGAAAGGGUUGAAGGUGCGAGAAUACGAGCUGAGGAAGAAUAACUUCUCUGACACCGGCAACUUUGGCUUUGGAAUCCAGGAGCACAUUGAUCUGGGGAUUAAAUAUGAUCCUAGUAUUGGUAUCUACGGCUUGGACUUCUAUGUGGUUUUGGGCAGGCCAGGCUUCAGCAUUGCUGACAAGAAGCACCCAACUGGUAGCAUUGGGGCCAAGCACCGAAUCAGCAAGGAGGAAGCCAUGUGUUGGUUCCAGCAGAAGUAUGACGGCAUCAUCCUUCCUGGUAAAUGAAAACUUUCCAGUAUAAAAAAAGCCAAUAAAUUUUUCCACCAUUUUUAAAAAAA
Zootoca vivipara (common lizard) is the source of this 590-nucleotide messenger RNA. Lineage: Eukaryota; Metazoa; Chordata; Lepidosauria; Squamata; Lacertidae. The record is from RefSeq and is a predicted model, not a curated record.